Acipenser ruthenus (sterlet) is the source of this 3421-nucleotide messenger RNA. RefSeq names its product tetraspanin-5-like. Gene Ontology annotation, biological process: protein localization to plasma membrane; protein maturation; regulation of vascular endothelial growth factor signaling pathway. Bases 349 to 1164 code for a protein of 271 amino acids. NCBI's taxonomy places the organism in Eukaryota, Metazoa, Chordata, Actinopteri, Acipenseriformes, Acipenseridae. The record is from RefSeq and is a predicted model, not a curated record. The transcript is spliced from 10 exons. Gene Ontology annotation, cellular component: membrane.
GAAGUCAAUCAUAGAACAGCCAUGUCUGGGAAGACACUUAAAGGGGAUUUAAGACCGCUAUUCUGAGCAUAGGGAUAAAUAUACAAAUAGACCAGAUCUUUUGUGGGAUUUGGGAAAUAAUAAUAAUGCAAAUAAUUCUGUUUUGUUUUCUUGACGUUGUGUCAGAUUCCAAUGACAAAGUUGUGUCCUUUUUGUUAAAUACCGGGAUCUAAAUACAGCUGUGCCAAAAAAUCUCAGACUUUAUUGGAUUGCUGUGCUCGGACAAUUGCUGGUUAUUCCUAUCUGCUCUUUAUUAUUUCAGAGUUGUGUUUUAUUUCGGGGGGAAACGUAUAUUCAUGAAAUCUGAGCAUGUCAGGAAAACACUACAAAGGCCAUGAAGUCAGUUGCUGCAUCAAGUACUUUAUAUUUGGAUUCAACAUUCUUUUUUGGUUGCUUGGAGUAGCCUUCCUUGGAAUUGGACUGUGGGCAUGGAGUGAAAAGGGUGUGCUGUCCAACAUCUCCUCCAUCACAGACAUGGGUGGCUUUGACCCGGUAUGGCUCUUUAUCGUGGUCGGGGGGGUGAUGUUCAUCCUGGGCUUUGCCGGCUGCAUCGGGGCCCUGAGAGAAAACACAUUUCUACUCAAGUUUUUCUCCGUUUUCUUGGGGAUUAUUUUCUUCCUGGAGCUGACUGCAGGGGUCCUGGCUUUUGUGUUCAAAGACUGGAUUAAAGAUCAACUCAACUUCUUCAUAAACAACAACAUCAGGGCAUACCGUGAUGAUAUUGACCUACAGAACCUCAUUGAUUUCACCCAGGAAUACUGGGAGUGCUGUGGUGCAUUUGGAGCCGACGACUGGAAUCUGAACAUUUACUUCAACUGCACAGAUAGCAAUGCCAGCCGAGAGCGAUGCGGCGUGCCAUUCUCCUGCUGCACCAAAGACCCUGCAGAGGAUGUAAUAAACACCCAGUGUGGCUAUGAUGUAAGGGCAAAAGUGGAAUCUGAACAACAAAACUUUAUCUACAUCAAGGGCUGUGUACCACAGUUUGAGAAGUGGCUGCAAGACAAUUUAACAAUAGUAGCAGGGAUCUUUAUUGGAGUUGCAUUAUUACAGAUUUUUGGGAUCUGCUUGGCACAGAAUCUAGUGAGCGACAUUGAGGCUGUGAGGACCAGCUGCUUAUUCACCUGACGCAGAAUCCCACCAUGACCCUUGAUAACGUAGGUCUCUUCAAGCAUGACAAGGUUUUCCAGGCCAUAGAACUGUCAAGUUCCACAAAUUUAAAACUGUACAAAGGAGAAUCUGCACUAUUGUUUUAUUAUAUGUAUAUAUACUUUUGUAGAAGUUACAUGAUGCCAAUUUUUGAUGAACUUAUGGCAGCGUCAAACACAUUCUGUAACCAGUGUAAAAAAAAAAAAGAAAAAAAGGUCUGUACAUGCACUGCAUGCCUAAAAAACCUUGCAUUUUCAAAGCAUUUAUAUUUAUCAAGUACAUGGUUUACUUCCCUUGCUUUUUAUCUUACGUAAGUGAGUUUCCACUGGUUUUAUGAAGUACACUGAAUCUUUAUGCUUUCAAGAAGUAAAAUGUAAUCUUAUGUGACAAGUCACAUGUAGAUCGAACCUUGUAUUUGAUUUAGUUUCAGCAACAUUACUUCACCAGCAAGACAGCAUAGUACAGCUAUUUUUAACCCAGGGCACCUGUAGUACUCUCUUUAGCUGCUGCAUUACAAACCUUCGCAUGCUUGGGGCUGAAGAGCUUCAGCAUUCUCUUUUGUCUGCCUUCCUUGGUCACACCUCUGGCAUUUUGUAGUCUGGCCUGGCUUUGCAGUUUAGGUCCUCCAUAAAAUAGAUGCCUGGCCCAGCAACUGAACAGCAUGUUUUUCAUUUAUUGGCAAACUAAACUGCAACAUUUUCUUUCCUGUGGGGUCCUAAUUUUAUCUUAACAUUUGCAAAUGUGAAGGUCAACAGAAGAUGAUAAACACCUUUUAACAAAUAAAGCAGUGUUCUGUGAGGCCUAUGAGGAGAAUCUCACCUGAAGCAUGGCAGCACCAUGCCCGACUGCUGCCCUUCAAGAAGAAAAGUAAACUGAAGCCCUAAAAGCAAAACCCGUCAACAUUAAGUAUACCUACAUCUCAAAGGAUAACUAAAGGGUAUAUUCUUUAGGUUAAAAUUGAACCAUUUGAACAUGUGGGAACUAGAAUGAUACAUUAACUUUAAAUAUGCUCCCGAAACAGGGAAGACAAUGUAAGUGAUGCUGUAAUCACAAGGUACCUCUAGGAGAUAAUGUGUAGUUGUGUAUUGAGGAAGGCAAAGUUAUGUUUUACUUGAGAAUAGGUUGCCAUUGUGUUAAGCAAACUGUAUAUGUUUUGUUUUUUUUUUCUUGUUAUGCAGUAUAAUGUGUUCCCUUAUGUAAAUCCUCUUUUAUAUAUGCAGGUUUUGAUGGCUAAUAAAACAUGUUUUAUUAAAACAAAAGUGGUGUGGCAGUGGAAUGUACUGUUUUAUUUGUGAUCAUGAUCUGAUUUAAUGUUUAAAACUGUAACUUCUGGUUGACUGCAUUUUGAUUUCAAGUAAAUUCAAUAACCGUGCAAUGACAAGCAAUCAGUGGUAGUCAGAUGUAUGUACAGACGUGCUCAAAUUAAAAGCUAUUUUAUCAUGUAUACUUGCAUGCCUUUGGUAUGUCAUAGAAUAAAGCAAAGAAGCUGUGAAAAGAGAUGAAUUAUUGCUUAUUCUACAAAGAUAUUCUAAAAUGGCCUGGACACAUUUGUUGGUACCCCUUAGAAAAGAUAAUAAAUAAUUGGAUUCUAGUGAUAUUUCAAACUAAUUAGUUUCUUUAAGUAGUAUCACACAUGUCUCCAAUCUUGUAAUCAGUCAUUCAGCCUAUUUAAAUGGAGAAAAGUAGUCGCUGUGCUGUUUGGUAUUAUUGUGUGCACCACACUGAACAUGGACCAGAGAAAGCAAAGGAGAGAGUUGUCUGAGGAGAUCAGAAAGAAAAUAAUAGACAAGCAUGGUAAAGGUAAAGGCCACAAGACCAUCUCCAAGCAGCUUGAUGUUCCUGUGACAACAGCAAAUAUUAUUAAGAAGUUUAAGGUCCAUGGAACUGUAGCCAACCUUCUGAGUCCUGAUCUGAAUCCUAUCGAACAUCUAUGGAAAGAGCUAAAACUUGCAGUCUGGAGAAGGCACCCAUCAAACCUGAGACAGCUGGAGCAGUUUGCUCAGGAAGAGUGGGCCAAACUACCUGUUAACAGGUGCAGAAGUCUCAUUGAGAGCUACAGAAAACGUUUGAUUGCAGUGAUUGCCUCUAAAGGUUGUGCAACAAAAUAUUAGGUUAGCGGUCAUUUUUGUCCAUGCCAUUUUCAUUUGUUUUCUUAUUUACAAUAUUAUGUUGAAUAAAAAAUCAAAAGCAAAGUCUGAUUUCUAUUAAAUAUGGAAUAAACAAUGGUGGAUGCCAA